This is a messenger RNA of Capsicum annuum, 1011 nucleotides long. RefSeq lists its product as uncharacterized. The coding region runs from base 1 to 1011 and encodes 336 amino acids. The transcript has 5 exons. NCBI's taxonomy places the organism in Eukaryota, Viridiplantae, Streptophyta, Magnoliopsida, Solanales, Solanaceae. The record is from RefSeq and is a predicted model, not a curated record.
AUGGCAAAGGAAGCCAAGGUUGGAACUGCUGCAUCUAACUUUGGAAAGAUGUCCAUGGAGGACAUGAUGGCUAAGCUGUUGAAAGGAGUUGAGAAAACCAACACAAGAGUAGCUGAGAAGAAGGCAGAUCCGGGAUCUUUCACUAUUCCUUGCAUGGUUAAAUCUUUAGAUUUUUCUAAGGCUUUGUGUGAUUUGGAGGCUAGCAUUAAUUUGAUGUCGCUAGCCAUUUAUAAACAGUCAGGGUUGGGAGAUCCUACAACAACUAAUAUGCCGCUUGUAAUAGAAGAUAGGUCGGUAAAAUGGCAUAUGGGUAUUCUGUACGAUGUAUUAGUGAAGGAGGUUACCUACAUUUUUCCAGUGGAUUUUGACAUUUUGGAUUGCGAGAUGGACUUUGAGGUGCCCAUCAUUUUGGGUCGACCUUUCCUCGCAAUAAGAAGUAUACUGAUUGAUCUUCGAGCUAAUGAGCUCUUAUUUUGGAUGAAUGAUGAAGUGGAUAUUGAGGAGUAUGAAGAAACUGUCUGUGCUUUGAUAGGAAUGGGGUCAUACUCUUAUUCCCAAAAGAAGCUUAAUCUUGACCUUAAGAAUCGGCCUUCACCAGCGGCGAAGCCAUUCAUUGAAGAGCCACCGGUGUUAGAAUUAACAGAGUUACCCAGUCAUUUAAGACUUGUACGUGAAGAAGAAAUCAAGGACAAGUUAGAUAUUGAUGAUUCCUUUCUGGAUGAGAAGAUACUAGAUGCGAAGCUUAAGCAGAUUUUAUGGUAUGAUGAUUUUGCAAAUUACACGGUAAGUGAGGUGAUGCUGAAUAAUCUUUCCUUUCACCAAAGGAUAAAGUUCCUUCAUGAUGUGACCCAUUAUUUCUCGGAUGAGCCCUAUCUUUUUCGGCGAUGUGCAGAUGGUAUUAUUAGGCACUGUGUCCCAGAAGUAGAAGUGUUGUGUAUUUUGGAAACAUGCCAUGCUUCACCUGUUGGUGGUCAUUAUGCGGGUGAUCAUACCGCUCAGAAAGUAUUGUAG